Molecule: messenger RNA, 4517 nt
Organism: Cloeon dipterum
Lineage: Eukaryota; Metazoa; Arthropoda; Insecta; Ephemeroptera; Baetidae
Gene: Polr3A
Product: RNA polymerase III subunit A
Exons: 24
Coding region: 200-4393 (1397 amino acids)
Biological process (GO): DNA-templated transcription
Cellular component (GO): RNA polymerase III complex
Molecular function (GO): DNA binding
Source: RefSeq, a predicted model, not a curated record
UAGCGUAGCGGGUUGUCAACAAAAGCAAUUUUCCGAAUUUUACAAUCUUUUAGACAGGUGGAUCUCCUCCAAUUGAAUAUAAAGGGUGCAUUAUGUUCCCUAUUCAAAGAUGAAAACUUUAUCGUCAGUGAUUUGAUCAAUGUGAGCUUUGCUGUAUUUUACGUGAGUUGAAAACGUUGCUGAAACUAUUCGAGGGAAAAUGGGGAAACAACAGUACAGAUCUACAAACUGCGUUCAAAAAGCGUCUGGACUUAACUUUGAAGUUGUCAAGCGCGAGCAAAUUGAGCAGCAGUCACACCUGCAAGUGAUUUCUGACCGACUCUUUAGGGGCGAUGAUCAGCAACGAAUGCCUGAGUUUUACUCGGUUCUGGACAGACGUUUGGGAACUAGUAGUAAGGACAACAAUUGCGAAACAUGUGGCCAAGAGGUGCUACAUUGUCCAGGACAUUGGGGCUUUAUUGAUCUCGAGGUUCCCUUGUUUCAUGUUGGCUACUUUGGUCAAGUCAUCAACAUUCUGCAAACCAUCUGCAAGGAAUGCUCCCAUGUUAUGCUCCCCAAGGCAGUCAAACAGAAAUACAUCAACAUCAUGAAUUCAAAGUUGUCAUACGUGAACAAGAAAAAGAUCCGCAAGGAAAUUCUCGCACAGGCCAAGAAGAGUGUAGAGUGUACCAAUUGCUCUGCAUUGAACGGACUUGUCAAAAAGGGUGUUGGACUCCUGAAAAUUGUUCAUGAUCUGCUGAGGAAGUGCAGCAAAAAGAAGAAGGAUGAGCUGCUGCAUGAACGAAUAGAGGAAUUGACGCGUGUGCUAGAUGACAGAGGUGAGGCUGAAAAGCUGGCGGCUGCCAGCUUUGUGCACAGUUUCACGCCACGAGAAGUGUACCAACUGCUCAAGAGGAUUCCAGAACGCGACAUCCCCCUUCUGGGCAUGCCUCUAGACUCAGCGCAGCGACCGCAUGAUCUCAUCAUUACGUCGAUCCCAGUGCCUCCAAUUGUGAUCCGACCGUCUGUGAAGAAUGACGUCAAGGUUGGAUCCUCCACAGAAGAUGACAUCACCAUGUGCCUGAAGGACAUCGCCUUUUUCCAUAGCAACAUGAAGGGUCAUCAGUUCGCCAACGCCAAUCCGUACAUGUACUUGACAGAAGACUUAGACUUCCUGCAAGCUGCUGCUGCGCGUCUCAUCAACGGUGAAGCUAAAUAUCCUAGCGAGAAAAUGCUACCAACAAAGCCAAAGAGGUGUUACAUGCAGCGGCUGAAGGGAAAGGAAGGUCGUUUCAGAGGUAAUUUGUCUGGAAAACGAGUUGAUUUCUCUGGCAGAACAGUCAUCAGUCCAAACCCCAAUUUGAAAAUUGACCAGGUCGGAGUUCCAAUCCACAUUGCUAUGACUUUGACGUACCCUGAAAGGGUUAACAGUCACAAUAUAACGUAUUUGCAAAAGCUAGUGGCCGCUGGGGCUCACAAACAUCCUGGUGCCAACUACUAUGACAGGCCAGGCCAAAGCAGGAAAGAUCUCGGCUAUGGCGACACAAAAGCUGUGUCUAUGAAACUCAGGGCUGGAGAUAUUGUGGAGAGACACCUGAAGGAUGGCGACAUUGUGCUAUUCAACCGGCAACCCAGCUUGCACAAACUGAGUAUCAUGGCGCACAGAGUUAAAGUUCAGAACACGAGAACAUUCAGCUUCAACGAAUGCGUUUGUGGUCCAUACAAUGCUGACUUUGACGGUGAUGAAAUGAACUUGCACGUGCCACAGACCGAGGAGGCUAGAACAGAAGCUUUAAUUUUGAUGGGGACUAAGUCAAAUUUGGUAACGCCAAGGAGUGGAGAGCUGAUGAUCGGAGCGACGCAGGACUUUCUCACAGGAGCCUACUUGAUCACUCAGAAAGAUCACUUCAUGAUGCGAGACAAGUUUUGCCAGCUCAUUACUUCAAUUAUGGUCGAUGAGGAUGCUGCAAUGCGCAUUGACCUUCCAAAGCCUGCUAUUGUCAAGCCAAUUGAGAUGUGGUCUGGAAAGCAGCUGUUCAGUUUGAUUAUGCGGCCCAACAAAAAGUGCCCGGUCAAGUGCAAUCUAAGAGCUAAGACCAAGCCAUACAAAGGAAGCAAAGAGGAAAUGACAGCAGAUGACUCCUUUGUGGUGAUCAGAAACUCAGAGCUACUAGCUGGUGCCCUGGACAAAAGUGUGCUGGGCUCUGGAGGAAAGAGCAAUAUUUUCUACACUCUCUUGCGGGACUUUGGUGAGGACGUCUCAUCCAAAGCUAUGGCUAGACUGGCACGCCUUGCCUCCUAUUUCCUCAUGAACAGGGGAUUUUCCAUUGGCAUUGAGGACGUGAUGCCUGAUGAAAAGUUAAACACCAGCAAAAAAGAACUCAUCAAAGAAAAGUAUAAGGUGUGUGACGAGCUCAUUGUGCAACACAAAAACAACGCACUGGAAUGCAUGCCUGGCUGCUCAAUGGACACCACUUUAGAAACAAGACUGUUAGGAACUCUUUCAGAAAUUCGAGAGCUUGCUGGAAGGACAUGCUUGGAAAGUCUUCCUCGUCACAACAGCCCGAUGACGAUGGCUCUCUGCGGUUCUAAGGGUUCCACCAUCAAUAUCUGCCAAAUGAUCGCCUGUGUGGGCCAGCAGGCCAUUUCGGGGAAAAGAGUGCCAGAUGGCUUUUCAAACCGAGCGCUACCCCAUUUCCCAGUUUAUUCUCGAGAACCUGAUGCCAAGGGUUUCGUUGCAAACAGUUUCUACACCGGCCUUACGCCAACUGAAUUCUUCUUCCACACCAUGGCAGGUCGAGAGGGUUUGGUCGACACAGCUGUUAAAACGGCUGAGACUGGUUACAUGCAAAGAAGGUUAAUGAAGGGUCUGGAAGACUUGUGCGUCCAAUACGACAAUACGGUGCGGAAUUGCAAUAACGUUGUUGUCCAGUUCUGCUAUGGCGAGGAUGGAUUGGACCCAACAUUCAUGGAAGGCAAAGACCAACCUGUCGACUUUGAGCGUGUUCUUGAACACGUUAAGGCUAAAUCGCCCUAUCGCACAGAAGAGGGUCUCGAGGGGAACAAAAUUGUCCAUUUCACGGAGCAAAUGCUGCGUACCGAGAUGGACAAGUGUGGAUCCUCAGCAGAAAAUUUCAAGCGCCUCAUCAGGGAGUUCAUGGUUAAAGUCGCAGCCAGAGUGGAAAACAUUCGCUCACUGCAGGGAGUAAACCAAGGCCGCAAACCUCUCAAAGUAGAAUUGGAGCUGGAGAGACUAACUCUAAGUCAGUUGGUUGAGUUUUUCGAGACUUGCAGGGAAAAGUUUGUUCAAGCGAGAAUUGAGCCAGGAACUGCUGUGGGAGCUCUGGCUGGCCAGUCUAUUGGAGAGCCAGGAACGCAAAUGACAUUGAAGACUUUCCACUUUGCUGGUGUCGCCUCUAUGAACAUCACCCUUGGUGUUCCUAGGAUUUUGGAGAUCAUGAACGCGUCAAAAACAACAAGCACACCUCUGAUCAUGGCCAAACUUGAUGAGGAGUGCCAAUUUGAGGAGGGGAAAGCAAGACGCAUUAAAGGAAGGGUGGAGAGGACUACCCUUGGUGAAGUGUGUCGGUACCUGGAGGAGGUUGUGCUGCCUGACGAGUUCUUCAUCAUUGUGCGGAUUGAUAUAGACAGAAUCAAGCUGCUUCAGCUGGAGCUCAAUGCUGUCAUGAUUGCUUACAUGAUUGACAUCAGUUCAAAGCCGAAAAUCAAGGCCAACGUUGAAGUGAAGAGCGUUUCAGUUUUGAAAGUAGUCCCUCUAAUGAUGAAAGAGAAGAGAGACCCUCAGGAGGUGUUGCAGGAGCUGGCUAUCCUGCUACCUCAAGUGACCAUUUGCGGAAUUUCGACUGUUAGCCGCGCAGUCAUCAGCCACGACGACAAGGACAAACAGAAGUUGCAGCUGGUCAUUGAGGGCUCAGGGCUGCGAGACGUGCUAGCUACCCGAGGCAUUGACUGGAAGCACACCAGGUGCAACAACAUCAAUGAAGUGAAGAGUGUCCUUGGCAUUGAGGCUGCCCGCGCGACCAUCAUUGAGGAAAUCCGGUUCACCAUGCGGGAUUACGGCAUUACCUUGGACGUGCGUCACCUGAUGUUGUUGGCCGACUUGAUGACUUCGGUUGGAGAAAUGCACGGAAUGACGCGGUUUGGACUUGAGAAGAUGAAAGAGUCCGUUUUGAUGUUGGCCUCGUUCGAGAGGACCAGUGAUCAUCUUUUUGAGGCUGCCCACUAUGGCCAGAGAGAUUCGCUGAGCGGAGUCAGUGAGAGUAUCAUAAUAGGCAACCCAAUGGCCAUGGGAACUGGACUUUGCAAGCUGCUUUACAAAUCCCCAGAAAAGGAGGAGCCAUGGAGCGUGAAGACACCGCUACUUGCAACUUUGCUGGAAGAGCACGGCAACUGAAGCUUUUAGCUGUAUAGUUUAUUUGUGUACAAAUUUGAUACUCAUGGAUUUUCUAUGGUGUUACAACAUCUUAUCAUUUUUCUAUCCAUCAAUUAAAACAUUGAUCAUGCUAUUUGAAAUGAAA